CGGGCUUCCAUAAUUGUACCGUUGUUUGAGAAACCGGGGUACAACUCGGACUCAACGCCCCACGUACGAUAUUCCUGGCCUCCGUGGUUUGACAUAUUGUUCCUGUGGUGGCCAAGCAUAAUGUGAACCAAGUUAGCUCCGUUUGCACAGAUUGUCAAAUCUUGCUGACAAUGUCGAACGUAUAAGAGUUAAUGCAUCGACCUUACGUUUCCCACACGCUCUCACUUUCCUCCGUGAAGCCGAGGCAGGCUUCAUAACUCGUGACUCGAUGCAGGUGACGGUCCAUGUACUAUAUAUACAGUCGCCACUGUCGUUUGUCCCAGCUCUCGAUGGCGUCUGAAUCCAAGCCUCAUACAGGAGCCCCUUGCCAUGAGGAUAAACAAGCCUCGGAGACACUAGUGGAAGCAUAUCCGGUCACCAAGGGGUCCGAUCCUCCCUCACUCUCGGACGAGUUUCCUGAAGGUGGUCCGGCAGCUUGGAUAACUGUCCUUGGAUCGUUCCUUGUGCAGUUCAGCGGCUUCGGCUAUGCCACUUCAUUUGGUGUAUAUCAAGAUUUUUAUACCCAACAUUACCUCACAAAAGAAACAUCAGUCGGCUAUAUCGUGAGCUUCUACUUCGGGAGCUUUAACAUGUUUUUACUCACAUCUGUAGGCCUCAUAUCAGGUUCACUGUAUGACCGAGGAUAUUUCUCCCCGAUAUUCCUUGCUCAAGGGAUAGGUUCAGGUAUCGCGGCAGGGCUCUUGUUUGUCCCGAGCACGGCUGUCGUUGCGCAUUAUUUCCGACGCAAACGCACGCUGGUUCUCACAUUUGUCGCUACGGGAUCUUCAUUGGGCGCUACCAUCCAUCCGAUCAUGCUUAAUCACCUUUUGAAUGGUCCUCUCGGCUUUUCCAAUGGCGUCCGUGCAAGCGCAGGGUUGAUCACCGUGCUCCUUCUAAUCGCAUGUCUAUGCAUGCGAACUCGCCUUGAUUCGCCGACGACACCGGUAAACUACGUUGCGGCAGCUAGAAAGUGUAUUCGCGACGUACCGUUUAUUUUAAUGACCGCAGCGGGCUUUCUUUUCCAGAUUGGCCUCUACUAUCCGAUGUUCUUCUUUCAACUCGACUGUAUCCAGCACGGCAUCAGCACCACGUUCUCGUUUUACUCUCUAGUUAUUUUAAAUGCUGCCAAUUCUGUGGGACGAGUCACGUCGGGCUUCAUCGCAGCCUACACAGGAGUCCCGAAUUUAACCAUAGUUGCGACGAUUUCGUGCGGUGUACUCAACUUGGGCUUUAUUGGAUUGAGUAAUCUGGCCAGCGCAAUAGCGCUUGGUGUGAUUUAUGGAUAUUUUGCAGGGCUAUACAUCGGGGUAUGGACCCCACUUAUAGCUGAUUUAACAUCUGACCCGUCCGAGCUCGGUGCACGGAUGGGCAUAUCCUUUUUCGUGAGCGGUGAUCUAAGUUUUAUUCUAGGAACACCUAUAGCUGGCGCUCUGCUGACAUCAAACUAUAUUUGGUGGAUACCCGCGCUGUUCUCCGGGGUUAUUGCGCUGGCUGGUAGCAUGGUGUAUAUUGUCAUGCGGUUAGUGUUAGUGAAAGGCAGAUCGAAGAAACAGCGCGUAUAAGAAAGCUGUCCCUAAGGAAUACACCGCUGCUUAUGCUCCAGCGCUUUUAGGACUGCACAGAGGCAGAUUCCCAUAAUGUUCAUGUGCGCGAGAGAAUUGCUGUCAUCUAUCAGUUUGUGCCCACCGUGUAUUCCUACGCAUCUUCCUUAUCGCUGUACUUUAUUCCGCGAUCGUCACACCUUCUCCAAACGCAUCGCUUAGUACUUUGAA
Molecule: messenger RNA, 1811 nt
Organism: Suillus discolor
Lineage: Eukaryota; Fungi; Basidiomycota; Agaricomycetes; Boletales; Suillaceae
Product: major facilitator superfamily domain-containing protein
Exons: 14
Coding region: 285-1601 (438 amino acids)
Biological process (GO): transmembrane transport
Cellular component (GO): fungal-type vacuole membrane
Molecular function (GO): transmembrane transporter activity
Source: RefSeq, a predicted model, not a curated record